Microcebus murinus (gray mouse lemur) is the source of this 1953-nucleotide messenger RNA. RefSeq names its product stomatin like 1 (gene STOML1). The record is from RefSeq and is a predicted model, not a curated record. Gene Ontology annotation, cellular component: plasma membrane. NCBI's taxonomy places the organism in Eukaryota, Metazoa, Chordata, Mammalia, Primates, Cheirogaleidae.
CGCAGCCAGCUGGGGCCGGGCGGUGCGAAGGCUGGCUGGUCAGGGCGGGCACGGUGCAGGGGCGCGGGGCGUGUCCCCUGUCAAGAGCCAUGCUCGGCAGGUCUGGGUACCGCGCGCUGCCCCUGGGGGAUUUUGACCGCUUCCAGCAGUCGAGCUUCGGCUUUCUGAGCUCGCAGAAGGGCUGCUUGUCCCCGGAGCGGGGCGGCGUGGGGACAGGGGCCGAUGCACCCCAGAGCUGGCCUUCCUGCCUCUGCCAUGGCUUCAUCAGUUUCCUGGGGUUCUUGCUGCUAUUGGUCACCUUCCCAAUUUCUGGCUGGUUUGCCUUGAAGAUCGUGCCCACCUAUGAGCGGAUGAUCGUGUUCCGCCUGGGCCGGAUCCGCACGCCCCAGGGCCCUGGCAUGGUUCUGCUCCUGCCCUUCAUUGACUCCUUUCAGAGGGUAGAUCUGAGGACACGAGCCUUCAGUGUCCCUCCCUGCAAGUUGGCCUCCAAGGAUGGGGCUGUGCUGUCCGUGGGGGCCGACGUCCAGUUUCGUAUCUGGGACCCGGUGCUGUCGGUGAUGACUGUGAAGGACCUGAACACAGCCACGCGCAUGACAGCCCAGAACGCCAUGACCAAGGCCCUGCUCAAGAGGCCGCUGCGGGAGAUCCAGAUGGAGAAGCUCAGGAUCAGCGACCAGCUCCUGCUGGAGAUCAAUGACGUGACCAGGGCCUGGGGGCUGGAGGUGGACCGAGUGGAGCUGGCAGUGGAGGCCGUGCUCCAGCCGCCCCAGGACAGCCCAGGCGGGCCUAGCCUGGAUAGCACCCUCCAGCAGCUGGCCCUCCACUUCCUGGCAGGCGGCGCCCCUCCUCCUGGGCCAGCGGACACCUUGGAGAUGGUGAGUGAAGUUGAGCUGCCUGUCACUCAGGUCGGUGCUGGGUCCAGCCCGAAGCAGCCUGUGGCCGAGGGGUUGCUGACUGCUCUACAGCCCUUCCUGUCCGAGGCCCUGGUCAGCCAGGUCGGGGCCUGCUACCAGUUCAAUGUUGUCCUGCCUAGCGGCACCCAGAGUAUCUACUUCCUGGACCUCACUACAGGGCAAGGAAAGGUGGGCCAUGGGGUACCUGACGGCACCCCUGACGUGGUGGUGGAGAUGACGGAGGUAGACCUGCGGGCCCUGCUGUGCAGGGAGCUGCGGCCCCUGGGGGCCUACAUGAGUGGGCGGCUGAGGGUGAAGGGUGACCUGGCUGUGGCCAUGAAGCUGGAGGCUGUCCUCAGGGCCCUGAAGUAGCAGCCUUGGCUGACCAUCCUUGGCUCAGCCCUGAGCCUGGCACCAAGCCAGGGGUGCUUCUUGGAGGAGGAGGCAUUGGUCUGUACUGUGGGGAGUUUCAGGCCCAGCCAGUAGCCCACAGAUGGAGGCUGGGAGAGGCUGGGUCAGGCUGCCCUGUGCUUCUCCAGUGUUUCUCUGGACAAGCCUUUGCCUAUCCCCGUGCCCAGGGGAGUGCCCCGCCCUGAGCUGAGUAGUGGAGUGAUGACAGGAGAGCCAGGCCUGCCCCCAGCAGGCUUCCUGACUGGAGAGGCAGGACCCACAGAAACAGCCUGCCUGAGCUGACUUGGUCCCGGUGUGAAGGAACAAGCGCGUGGCUCAGGCUCUAAGCUCCAAGGCGGCAUCAUGGGGGGUGGGAGGAGAAGGAACAGCCUCCAAGAAGAGGCCACUGCAGCCUGGCGUCUGUCUGGGGAUUGGGCCUGCCGCCUUCCUGCUUGCAGUCCAGGCCUGGGCCAGUGGGGAGGGGCCAUGGGGAAGAGCAGGUCUGCUGCUUCCCUGGCGCUGCUCCCCAAGUUGCCUGGACUGUCUCCCAGGUCCGUCCUGCAUGCUGAUGAGCUGGCUCAGGGCAGCAUGAAGGAGAGCCCUGCAUCCUGUGCUUUUUACCAGAGGUUCACCAACCUCAGACAAAUAAAUGUGUUUACAAUGUAUAGGA